Cetraspora pellucida is the source of this 585-nucleotide messenger RNA. NCBI's taxonomy places the organism in Eukaryota, Fungi, Glomeromycota, Glomeromycetes, Diversisporales, Gigasporaceae. The record is from the annotation of a GenBank genome assembly.
AUGAAUGAGUCAGUUGCAGAACCUGAGGUAUUAGAUAGUCAAGCCACAGAACUUGAGAUGUUAGAUCGUCAAGACGUGGAACUAGAGGUGCUAGCUACAUACGAUAAUAUGGAUAAUCUUUUUGACAUUGAUAAUCUUGAUGAUGACAAAGGGCUUUUUGUUAGCAAAACUUUUGAGGACUGGGAUCAAGUAGCCAACUUUAUGAAAAAAUAUGUUGCUGCUAAAGUAAAUGCAGAAAAUCAAAAAGUAAUAAAAUGGACAUAUUUGUGUUGCCAUGCUGGAAAACCAGUAGAAAAAUCAAGUGGAGUAUCUUGCCAACUGCCAAAGGACAUUGUUGAAGAAAUUCAUUUUUUAACAAUCGUUGCAAAAGCGAAUGCAACUAUGCAGUAUAGGAUAAUUCAAGAAAAAUAUAAGAUGUUUCGGCGUGACUCAGUGCCAGGUAAAGAUGAUGCAGGAAUGUUGUUAAAAAGGCUUAAUGAAAAAAAAAUUGAAGAUCCACAAUGGGCUGUUUCAAUGGAAUUUGACCCAGUCACUUCUUCCUUAACUCACCUUUUCUGUAUGAGUCCAGAACAGCAAAUCUUUUGA